UAUGAGUCCUCUGUAUAUGUAAAUAGAACCAGAACUUUCACCAUCCGGCCGUAAAAAAGUCCUAGCUGGCAACACUUUAUAGACGCUACGGUUGGCAACAGCUACAACGAUUUGUAAACAAACUCGUGGGUUGUUCGGAAAGUGAUGCAAAUCCGCAGGAAACGUCCAAACGACGGUUAUACAAAGAGGAGGAGAAAGAAAAUAGGCAGGAAAGACACGACUUUACAAUAUCGUGCGGCCAGAUUGAGAAAUAAUCUUCGUUGGAAACACCAGAAAGAGAAUUUGGGUGUUAAAAAUCGUGUAAACGGAAGCAAAAAGGAUGAUGAAGAACACGAAAAAGCGAUUCGUAAAGCAUUAAUUCUCAUAGAGUUAAUAUUAAGUGUCCAGGAAUCUCUGAGUGGUGACGAUCACGACGUUCAGAAAGCUGCUCGUAAUUUAGAAGAGUUAUUGCAUCAUCAAUUCAGUUUCUUGUCUCUAGUUUAUGCACCAUUUAUAGUCAAGACAGUUUUCCAAUGUCGAAAAUAUUCUGGGAGCGAAGAAGUGAAGCGUGCCGCUCGAAAAUGUUACGACAAAUUCAGGCGACUCUUCGGGGUACCCUACGGAGAGAAGUUCGAAGACGUCUUUCAGAACGACGUCAGAGAUUUCUGGAAAAAUCAGAACCGCACGUUUGAAUGGGAACACUUUCCCGUUAAUGGAAUUAAUGGGAAAAUUAAACACCAAAAAGAAGGAGAAGCAAAAGAAAUCGACCGUAACGGCGAAGAACGGGAAGGUUUGGACAGGACGCGGUCGGAGUUAGUAAAGCCCGGGGAAGUUACGAACGGUACUGCAUAGGAUGCAGAACGUGGUCUUUUUACACAUUCUUUAUACAAGUGCACUUUUGUUGUCUGUUAUGGUUUGAAAUAUUACAACGAAAGAUCACCGAUACAAUAUCGAUUCGAAGAAAUUAUAACUUUGAAAACUUGAAAUCGUGACUGCAAAAUUAUGUUCCUUUCUUAGACGUGUCUGAAUUUCAGACUAAAGACAAGAUACUAUGUAGCUACUUUGUAAAUUUAAAUAAUUUUUUUUAAAUAUAAGUAUUUAUACAUUAAAAUGUAUUUUAUCAGAUACAGAAUGAAUAAAAUUGUAAACUUCUUAAUUAAAACAGUUUUAAUGACACUUCUGGAAAAGAAAUAUCAUUCACAAUUCAUAUUUAUUAUAAUCUGUGAUAAGUAUGUUUUCACUAUCUGACUUUCGAAUCUGCUAUUUAGAAAAAUUUUAUUCCAAUAUCUCUCUUGAAACUAAAAACAAAUGUCAUUUUCUUUUGAAAUAAAAUCACACUUUCAUACAUUUAAAUUGAAACGGUUGUGGACAGUUUCUACAAAAUAUUUGUUUUCUCAUAAACUGUUUCUUCAGAUCACAAUGAUUACAAACAUGAAUUUUAAUCACUGACUCAUGU
This is a messenger RNA of Centruroides sculpturatus (bark scorpion), 1435 nucleotides long. RefSeq lists its product as uncharacterized. The record is from RefSeq and is a predicted model, not a curated record. NCBI's taxonomy places the organism in Eukaryota, Metazoa, Arthropoda, Arachnida, Scorpiones, Buthidae. Bases 145 to 831 code for a protein of 228 amino acids. The transcript is spliced from 2 exons.